AUGGUUUGGUACCAGCAGAAGCCAGCGAGCCCUCCCCGGUACCUGCUGUCCUACAAAUCGGACUCAGACAAGUACCAGGGCUCGGGCGUCCCCAGCCGCUUCUCCGGAUCCAAAGACGCCUCAGCUAACUCGGCUGUUCUGCACAUCGCUGGGCUGCAGCCCGAGGACGAGGCUGACUAUCACUGUGACACAUGGGACGGCAACGCCAAGACUCCCACAGUGGUCCAGACCCACAGGGAAGGAGACAAAACCCUCCUCUGCUCCCUGGGCCGGGCCUUGUCCCCCUACUAUGAAGAGGGGAAGGGAGAGGUGUGGGGAGCUCUGCUUCAGCUGUGGGGCCUCAGGAGGCAGGACUCAGGGAUGACCUCCACCAUGGCCUGGGCCCCUCUCCUCCUCACCCUCCUGGCUCACUGCACAGGAUCCUGGGCCCAGUCUGUGGUGACUCAGCCAUCCUCAGUGUCGGGGUCCCCGGGCCAGAAGGUCACCAUCUCCUGCACUGGAAGCAGCACCAACAUUGGGAAUAACCAUGCGUCCUGGCAACAACAGCUGCCAGGAAAGGCCCCCAAAUGCAUCAUCCAUAGUAGUAACACAAGACCCUCAGGGGUCCCAGACCGAUUCUCUGGUUCCAAGUCUGGCAGCUCAGGCACCCUGACCAUCACGGGGCUGCAGGCUGAGGACGAGGGCGACUAUUACUGCUCAGCAUGGGACGACAGUCUCAAAGCUUGCACAGUGCUCCGGGCCUGUGGGGAAGUGAGACAAAAACCCCUCUUAUCUGCUAGGUGCCGCUUCUCUGGAUCCAAAGACGCCUCGGCCAAAGCGGGGCUCCUGCUCAUCUCGGGGCUGCAGCCUGAAGACGAGGCUGACUAUUACUGUGAAACAUGGGACAACAGCUAUAAGACUCUCACAGUGGUCCAGACCCACAGGGAA
Messenger RNA from Myotis brandtii (Brandt's bat), 927 nucleotides. RefSeq lists its product as uncharacterized. The annotation marks the transcript as partial. The record is from RefSeq and is a predicted model, not a curated record. The transcript has 4 exons. Gene Ontology annotation, biological process: immune response; immunoglobulin production. NCBI's taxonomy places the organism in Eukaryota, Metazoa, Chordata, Mammalia, Chiroptera, Vespertilionidae.